AUGGCGCGUCCACGGCGGACAUCGAGCAAUCUGGGGGGUGAUCCCCGGGGAGACACCAGCGCGCCCGCAUUGGCGACAAUGACAGCACGACCGACUGGGCAGAUUGUUGCAAACGAGAAGGACGGCAAGCCUCACUCGAAGAGACGGAAAGCAAGGUCGGCCUUCCGAAAGUGGAAGCAGAUAUCCCUUCGACACACCUGGUUGAAUCCUCUCAUCCUCACCGUGGCGAUACUCAUUGCCUACUACGUCGCUCCCGGGGAGCAGAACCCUCUUCACAAAGCGAUUUUCUUGUCGUAUAAUGUCGGGCCUGACUACCCUGGUGGGCCGAACAUGUACGGCAAGGGAAAAGCAGAUAUAGCCUUUGUGGCCUUUUACACGAUCGUCCUGAGCUUUACAAGAGAAUUCCUGAUGCAGAGGUUGAUUCGCCCCAUUGCGAUCAGGUGUGGCAUCAGAAAGAGAGGGAAGCAGGCACGAUUCAUGGAACAAGUCUACACGGCCAUCUACUUUGGCAUUUUUGGUCCUUUUGGACUUUAUGUCAUGUCGAGGGGUUCUCUGUGGUACUUCAAUACCACGGCAAUGUUCGAAGGGUUCCCUCAUCGAAAACACGAGGGUGUGUUCAAAGCAUACUACUUGUUGCAAGCAGCCUACUGGGCGCAGCAAGCCCUCGUCCUCAUGCUACAGUUGGAAAAGCCCCGGAAGGACUUCAAAGAGUUGGUCUUCCACCAUAUCGUCACCCUUGCCCUCAUUGGGUUGAGUUACCGCUUUCAUUUCGCCAAGAUGGGGAUUGCGGUCUAUAUCACGCACGAUAUCAGUGACUUUUUCCUCGCGACCUCCAAAACACUCAAUUAUCUGGACUCGAUCAUCGUAGGGCCCUACUACUUUCUCUUCAUGUGUGUGUGGAUUUAUCUCCGCCAUUACAUCAACCUCCUCAUCUUGUGGGCGACCCUCACCGAAUUCCGAACCGUGGGACCUUUCGAGCUGAACUGGGAAACUCAGCAAUACAAAUGUUGGAUUAGCCAGAUCAUCACGUUUUCCUUGCUGGCUUCCCUUCAAGCCGUGAACCUGUUCUGGCUGUUCUUGAUUCUCCGGAUUGCCAAAAAUUUCGUCUUCUCGAAUAUCAGAAGCGAUGAACGCAGUGAGGACGAAGAAGAGGAUGAAGAGAUUGAAAACGCGCCAAACGGAGGAAAGAAUGCUUUGGAGAAUGGCAAGGUCGCCGGAGAUAAACCAGUUGUGCUUGUCAAUGGGAAACCUGUUGAAGGUGUGUCUAAGUCGGAUGGAGUGCGGGAACGGAAGAGGAAGGGCUGA
Molecule: messenger RNA, 1305 nt
Organism: Fonsecaea nubica
Lineage: Eukaryota; Fungi; Ascomycota; Eurotiomycetes; Chaetothyriales; Herpotrichiellaceae
Exons: 3
Coding region: 1-1305 (434 amino acids)
Biological process (GO): ceramide biosynthetic process
Cellular component (GO): membrane
Molecular function (GO): sphingosine N-acyltransferase activity
Source: RefSeq, a predicted model, not a curated record